AUGGCUACUCCUGUGGACCAGAAACUACUGCGGCAGACCAAAUUCCCUCCCGAAUUCAGUCAGAAAGUUGACAUGAAGAAGGUCAAUGUUGAGGUUAUGAAAAAAUGGAUUGCAGGCAAGAUCUCCGAAAUACUGGGCUCUGAGGAUGAUGUGGUAAUCGAGCUUUGCUUCAAUUUGCUCGAGGGUUCGCGAUUCCCCGACAUCAAAGCGCUGCAGAUCUCGCUCACUGGUUUUCUUGACAAGGAUACCCCAAAAUUCUGCAAGGAGUUGUGGGGCUUAUGCUUGAGUGCACAAACCAAUCCACAGGGCGUGCCAAAGGAACUGCUUGAGGCGAAAAAGUUGGAACUUAUUCAAGAGAAGAUUGAUGCCGAAAAGGCAGCGGAAGAAGCGAAGAGUCGCAAAGACCAAGAACAGAUCCGCGAACGGGAUGUUGAUUCUAUUCGACAACGUGAACGAGCAGAUCGGGGCCGAGGCAUUCAAGAUCGCCUCCUCCUCCUCCACCUCCUCGUCGCCGACGCUCUCCACAUAGAGGACCUCCACCCCGCCGCGAGGCAGACACUUACAUUCCCGGUGGCCGGGGAAGAGGACGAGCCAAUGGUCGAGGACGUUCACCCUCCCCGCGUCGAGCGCGUCGAACGGAUGCGUCAUCAUCUAGAUCCAGAUCACGAGGCUACAGAAGUCGAACUCCGCCUCUUCGACGAUGGCCGCGGUCAGGGACCAAGAGUAAAAGCAGGACAAGAUCACCUGUUUCCAGGCAGACAGGAAGGCUGGCAAAGGACUCUGAAUCACCCGGUGAAAGACGCGCACGAUCUCCAACACGUUCUGAUCUAUCACGCUCACGAUCGCCUAGAAGAAGACGUUUUCGAAGUCGUUCGUUAUCUUCCGUCAGCCGGAGUCCAACUCCUCGGCGCCAUAGAUAUCGUCGAGAUCGGUCCUACUCAUCCUCGCCAUCAAGGUCAAGGUCAAGGUCGCGCGAUAGGAGAGGAGGUUAUGGAAGGAGUGACAGACGUUACAGGAGACCUCCCUCUUAUUCUUCCGAUGAUAGGAGAAGCAACAAGCGCGCUGAUAUUCUUAAAGGCCGCAAAACCCACGAUGAUCGGCGCUUGA
Molecule: messenger RNA, 1107 nt
Organism: Rhinocladiella mackenziei CBS 650.93
Lineage: Eukaryota; Fungi; Ascomycota; Eurotiomycetes; Chaetothyriales; Herpotrichiellaceae
Exons: 6
Coding region: 1-1107 (368 amino acids)
Biological process (GO): mRNA processing; regulation of mRNA splicing, via spliceosome
Cellular component (GO): spliceosomal complex
Molecular function (GO): RNA binding
Source: RefSeq, a predicted model, not a curated record